Lutzomyia longipalpis is the source of this 1600-nucleotide messenger RNA. Its product is annotated as excitatory amino acid transporter 1-like. Gene Ontology annotation, molecular function: glutamate:sodium symporter activity; L-glutamate transmembrane transporter activity; neutral L-amino acid transmembrane transporter activity. The record is from RefSeq and is a predicted model, not a curated record. Gene Ontology annotation, cellular component: plasma membrane. NCBI's taxonomy places the organism in Eukaryota, Metazoa, Arthropoda, Insecta, Diptera, Psychodidae. The transcript is spliced from 2 exons. Gene Ontology annotation, biological process: L-glutamate transmembrane transport. Bases 30 to 1538 code for a protein of 502 amino acids.
UUCCAGACAAUAUUGUGGAGGAAUCAUACAUGUUCCAAAAAAGAGAAUUCAGUCAAUUGAUACUCUUUCAUUGGAGUAGUCACAAAAAAUUAGUCCUAGUUGUGAAAAACUUUUUAAAAAAAAUGAAGGAAAAGAUGAAAAAGUACCUGAAGGAUAAUCUCCUGGCCAUUUUAACGGUUAUUGGUGUUGUUACUGGUAUUGUGCUCGGUGUUAUCCUUCAAGCAACCAGCUCUGGUGCAUGGACAUCGCGUAAUGUGAUGUACAUGCAAUACGUUGGGGAUUUAUUCCUUCAAAUGCUACGUGGUUUGGUGCUGCCACUCAUCAUUUCAUCCCUCGUGGCUGCUGUGAGUAGCAUGGAUUUAUCCAUGUCAGGACGAAUUGGUGCCUUUGCCAUUACGUACUACUUCAUUACGACCGUCAUGGCUAUUACUCUUGGUGUUAUUCUUGCGAUUACAAUCAAACCCGGUGCUGGACAGCAAACCGUUGAAGAUGGCGAUCAAGCUGUAGUGGCGCGAAAUGUGACAACUGCUGAUACCAUGCUUGAUUUGAUACGAAAUCUCUUUCCACCCAACUAUGUUCAGGCUGCAAUUCAGCAAUAUCAAACGGAACUUAUUCCCCCGAAUGAAAAUGACACGGAAGCUCUGGAAAAUAUAAAUUUGUGGAAAAUUGAGGGAGUUUUUACAAAUAGCACCAAUAUCCUUGGACUUGUGGUGGCGUCCAUUGCAUUUGGCAUUGCUCUGAGUAUGAUGAAGGAACAAACAACAAUUAUUAAUACCUUUUUCCGUGAACUAAACAUACUGAUGAUGAAAAUAACUGGAUGGGUUAUUUGGCUUUCACCUGUUGGCGUUCUUUUUCUCAUAAGUGCCAAAUUCGUUGAAUCCGACAAUAUGGACGUCUUCAUACGCCUCGGCUUGUACUUUGCCACUGUUCUUGGGGGGAUUCUCUUUCAUGGCUUUAUUGCCCAACCCAUACUUUACUACGUCCUAACACGGAAGAAUCCGUAUGUUGUCGUGCGGCAUAUGGGACAAGCCAUUGCAACGGCUUUUGGGACAUCAUCAAGCUCAGCCACCAUCCCUGUGACACUGCAAUGCUUGGAGGAUAAUCAUGGCUUUGAUAAGCGCAUCACGAGAUUCAUGGUACCCAUUGGAGCGAUGAUUAAUAUGGAUGGGACAGCUCUCUAUGAAGCCGUUGCGGUGAUUUUCAUUGCACAACUCCGAAACAUCCCGCUGUCCUUUGUGGACAUCCUGGCUAUUAGUAUAACAGCCACAGCUGCAAGUAUUGGGGCUGCAAGUAUCCCACAGGCUGGCUUGGUGACCAUGGUGAUGGUGUUGGAUGUUGUUGGGCUCCCACCGGAGGAUGUUAGUCUCAUUUUGGCCGUUGAUUGGCUCCUUGAUCGCUUUAGGACUGUUGUGAAUGUCAUGGGGGAUUCCUAUGGUGUUGGUAUUGUUGAGCAUUGGAGUAGGAAACACCUAAAAGAGCUAAGUAGUCAGCAAACAUUGACUGCUAAUAAUGUUGAAGUUCACGAUGAAAGACUCUAAAAUCUGUUGCAAUUUGUUGUUGUAUUCAAAUUUGUUUUAAUAAAUUAAGUUUUUAACGGAAA